AUAUAUGGGUGGGUGACCAGCCCUUCCAACAAGUGCAAUUAUACCGCGAGGUCGGUAUAAAAUUCGAUCCCUCCCCGAUCAUAGAUCCGGUCAAUAUUAACAUCAAUGGAUUUGUAAACAUCCAACACAGGAGAUGGGUUAGGUGGAUGCGUAAGGAGAGGAAGCAGUACGCAAUUUUCAUAACAUGGCAGAAGAAUCCGUCGACGGUGAUGACAUCUUCCAUUUAAGAAAGCUGUUCGGGAUGGAGGGGUGGGAGGAGGAGGAAGACUGGAAUGAUGACAUCGAAAUACCCUAUGAGAUAAAUUUGCACACAAAGGAGCGGGAGGAGGAAUGGGUGGCAUGGUUAAAAGAAAAUUGGGAUGAUGACAUCGAUGCUAUAUUGGAGACAUCGGGGGAGGAUCUAGAAAAAGGAUUGAGGAUUGAGGAAGAGGAUGAUGAUAUCCAAAUUGUAUUCGAGAGAAAGAGGUUGCGGAGGGACGACGAUGAUGACGAGGAUGUCGUAUUCCUCUGUGAACGGAAACGCAUGAGGUUCGCGGAGGAAGACGAUGAGGAGUGCGAGGAGGAGUGCGAGGAGGACGAAGAGGAACAGGAGCGGAGAUGACAAAAAUUAUAAAAAUAAAAAAAACAUGUACAAAACACACACACACACACAUUUAUCAAAAAAUAAAAAAACGUUAUAGAAAAUAAUUACAAUUUAUUCGCUUCCUCCAUCACCCCUUCCGUCUUUUCUACCUGCUCCUUCACCACCACUACCUGCUCCUUUUACGCUAGUUAAGGGGUCAGGCCACCUUGAAACCUUCAAAUUUUCAAAAACAAUUUUUGGGUUAAUUAAUUUCUUUUUAAAUUAUUUUAAUACUUCAAAGUAUGGCAAAUACAUAUACAAAACGAAAUUAUGAUUGUUGUUAAGAUACAUUCCACAGAAAUUCACGAUAAUAGUCCAAGUUUCAAGCAAAUAUAUAGAAACUCGAUUAGCCGAUGAACGUCCUUAAAAAGAAGCUGCGAUCGUCUAUAUUACCGACAUGAGUAAGCGAUUUUUAUGGGGAUCUUGAGUAUCCCGUAUUACCGGUAAAAAAGAUUUUUUUAAAAUGUCAUUCCAUUGGUAAUACAGACGAUUGCAGCGUCCCUUAAUACUUUGAAUGUCUCAUAGAUGCAUUCGUGUGAGGAAAAUGGGAAAUAGGUGUGGAAAAAUAAUAUUAUAAUUUAUGCUUAGAACAGUAUUUUUAUUAAUAAUAAUAAUAAUAUUUUUACAAGUUAUAUCUGUAGCUUACUAAAAAAAUAGAGCCAACAGUUCACAAUCCAUAAUGUGAUUCUCAUCGAAACAAUCGCUGGCGCGUAUGGCGUUCGAUACAUUUCUAGGGUUGGUGGACGCCAUGUUUGAAAAUUGUGUGAACUUUGUGUCGACUUUAUCGACCAUACGGUUCAAGCGGUCGAACAUCAAAUUGCUACAUCGGUCCAGGUUGAACAUGGUGAAGAACGUCGAUUCGGUCAUCACCAAACGUACAUUGGAUGAUUCCAGAUAUAUGAGUUUUGUAUCAGAUACUGGACUCUCACUGAUUCGCACCGUCAACGGUCCAACGCUGAUAGGGCGGUCGCGAACAUCCUUGCGGAGACGGUUCUGAAUAUCCCAUCGCUGUUCGUAGAGUCCUUUCCACGUUUCGAGAGACAUGAUCAACUCGUUCCCUCGAUUAUCUCCUAUCGCAAUCUCGACAUAGCUCGACGGACCAACGUUGAUGCCGAU
Molecule: messenger RNA, 1738 nt
Organism: Ooceraea biroi (clonal raider ant)
Lineage: Eukaryota; Metazoa; Arthropoda; Insecta; Hymenoptera; Formicidae
Product: glutamic acid-rich protein
Source: RefSeq, a predicted model, not a curated record